This is a messenger RNA of Pieris macdunnoughi, 333 nucleotides long. NCBI's taxonomy places the organism in Eukaryota, Metazoa, Arthropoda, Insecta, Lepidoptera, Pieridae. The record is from the annotation of a GenBank genome assembly.
AUGGGUGCGAUAAAGAAGUAUUGUAAGAAAGAGUUCCAAAUUCAAAAAUUCAAGUUCGAACAUGAUGAUGGGGAGGAGUUUUUCAUAGGUUGCUUUCAACAGAAUCGUUCGUGUCUGCCCCUUUUAAUAAUACGGGGUUUAUUAUUUUUAUGUUCCGUGGCUAUAGUGGUAUCAUCCAUAGUGAUAGUGGCAGAAACAGGAAAAGGCGCGUUCUGGCCGAUAUAUAUGACUCAUUGGGGAAUUUUUUUAAUGAUGGUCUCUACUGGUUUUGGAUUUGGGAUUUCAAUGCACCGCUAUAUGAAGGGACCUAUUGGUAAGUUACAAAUAAAGUGA